Ilex paraguariensis (yerba mate) is the source of this 231-nucleotide messenger RNA. The record is from the annotation of a GenBank genome assembly. NCBI's taxonomy places the organism in Eukaryota, Viridiplantae, Streptophyta, Magnoliopsida, Aquifoliales, Aquifoliaceae.
AUGGUUCGAAUCAAGCGAAACCAAAGGCAUUCGUCCCAAGAUGCUAAGGAUCAAAGACUUUUGGGAUAUGGAGCGGCUUGUCGGACUACAUCCGAGAAGGCGUCGGUGAAUACGGCUGCCAUCUAUCUUGAUGUCGGAAUGGAGGGUUCCUACUUGGUUGUGGUCCGCCAUGUUGAUGAGCCUGAAGCAAACAGGCCCCAUACGCGAGUAGGUGAAGGCCAUCUUUUGUAG